Messenger RNA from Tuber aestivum (summer truffle), 1589 nucleotides. Lineage: Eukaryota; Fungi; Ascomycota; Pezizomycetes; Pezizales; Tuberaceae. The record is from the annotation of a GenBank genome assembly.
UAAGACGUGCAGAAUCCACGCGACGAGAGGGGGGAGAAGCGACCUGGAGUUAAACUUGGCCGGACGGGGGUUGUUGACUCUUGGUGAUACGAUAGCGGAUUGCACGUCUCUCUUACAACCUCCCCCAGCACCACCACCAUCGCGGGCGCUACCGGUGCGGUAUAUCAUAAUACUUGCUUAGAACGUCUACGAUACGGUAUCCGCGGACUGCCAUACCAAACCGUGAUAACGCCUUCACUUUUGCCUUACCUUACUACGAUAUACCGGUACCUCACCUCGCCGUACUUUUCCGCCCUAUUAGAUUCUGAUCGACCACGCUGCCCAAAAUGCCGGUUCUCCGCCGCUACUGCCGCGUAUCAAAAUACACGUGUGACAUACCCCGCCUUUCCACACACACCCCCGUCCCCAUUUUCGAAGGUUCGCACCGGUCGGUCGGUUCGGUACCGAACCAUCUUGAACACUGCUGAUGCUGUUCGGCAAAAAUGAUAAUACAGAGUCCUAGAAGUCCGAAUUUACCUCGACAAUCCGGCCGACCUACACGCUUGGCUGCUCUCACCUCGGUACAAUAUCCUCCCGCGAAUCUUCCAAUCGAUCAAACCACAUGUAUUUCCGAAGCUCAGGGAAGAACGUGAGCGUAGGAGCGGUGGGAAAGGCAAGAGUGCCAAACCGGUUAACGAUGUUGUUAUCGAAGGUUCGCGUUCUUAUUUUUUUUCCCGUGGGGGUUGUUGGAUGAGGGGUGAUUAAUUGAUCGAUUGGAGGAUCGUAGAUGACUACGAAGUUUCUAUAUUCCUUACAAACUCCGGGACGCGUCACACUGUAAUGACGAAACGAAAAAUGCUCCGGGAUUCCACUGGUGAUGGCGGUGGUGAGUUGGGUGGAGUAACGGGGGGCGCUAGGGUGCGGGCCCAACAUCGAAGGGAGGAAGGUGAUUCGGACGGGGGAGGGGUAAUCAACCUCGAUCGCAUCCCGGAAGCCCCUCCACCGGGGACAUCGGGGUCAUCGGGUGCCACCACGACGAAAAACUUAUCCGCUAGCGGGAGGGGCAAGUGUGGACCACCGGACCCCCCACCAGACACAGACGAUGGAGAUGGAGAGGAGGAAGGGGGUUCAGGUGACGAUAGUGAUUCAGACCCCUUCGAGCCACCCAUGAAACAUCAGCGGAGGACCGCGAUAGGUGCUUCUGCGAAGCGGACCGUAACCAUCCGUGACGAGGAUGAUGAUGCGGACUCUGAUUGGUCGGCAAAUGGCGAGGACGAGCCGGAGGAUAAGAAGAAAUUGCCCCUACGCACAGAGUUUGAAGGAUUCAAUAUCUACAGCCGGAUCCUAUGCCUUGUCGUUAAGCGUCGUGGGCCCAUCAAUGCGGGAAGGGCUCCGGCCGCUUCUACCCCAUCCACUGCAAGGCAGAUGGGCUCGCCAAACCAGAAGAGUGGGUCUGGCAACCAGAUAAUGGAGAACUGGAUUGCCAUGAGCCAAGCUGUCAAGGAAGGAGACGAGGAAGAUUGAUAAUAAGUUGUACCAGCUAUUACUCGUGUGACAUAUUACUGUAUUAUAUUGUAAUAACUCCGGGAAUAGUAACAAAUUUGUCAUGA